CGACAGUUCUGCUGGGAAGGGUAUCUAGGUAGCGUCGACAUACGGCACAUUGACUAUACACGUGGGUAUCAAGCAGAGUGAGCCAACAUGGCUAAGAAAAGGAAAGCAGAAAAAGGCAGUGACAAGCUGAAAAUAUCAAGUAAGAGUUUGACGGUUGCUGAAACGGUAGAAGAUGAAGAUGAAAAGGAAUCGUUUAAGGCGGACGACACUGUCAUCAGUGCCAGCGAGGAUGAGGGUGGUAGUGAUGAUGAGAGGAAACACCGCAAGCUAUUGGAUGCCAUCAGCUCCCUGGGUGGGAAGAAAAGAAGGAAGCUGGCUGAGCGGUCUGAGGCCAGUGCACAGAUCUCCGAGUUCUCUGUCAGUGCUGAAGGUGCAGGGGAAAAGAUAACACUGAGUGACCUCAUCGGCACCAUUGAGAAGACUUCUGUUAUCUCCAAGACCAAGAAACAGCUGAAGAAUCUGAAAAACCGCCAUGACACCCUUGAACUACCCCUGAGCAGGCAACAAACUGAAAAGAUCCAAAGGGAAGUAGCCUAUGGGAAGACCUCCAAAGAGGUGUCCUCCUGGCAAGGUGUUGUAGUGCGAAACCAGAAGGCGGAGCAGCUGGUUUUCCCUCUGAACCAAGAGCCAUCUGGGCCAAAACCAGUGGAGCAGAUGGUGACAGGAUGGAAGGCGCAGACACCAUUGGAGCAGGAGAUCUUCAACCUCCUGCACAUGAACAAGCAGCCUCUUCAUGACCCUGUGCUGACCCCUACUGAGGAGGCCUCCCUAAAGGCCAUGAGCCUGGAGGAGGCAAAGAUCCGGCGUGCUGAGCUGCAGAAGGUCAGAGCACUCCAAUCCUACUAUGAGGCCAAAGCCAAGAGGGAGAAGAAAAUCAAGAGCAAGAAGUACCAUAAGGUGCUGAACAAAGCGAAGCGCAAGGAGUUCCUGAAGCAGUUUGAGGAAAUGCGGAAAACGGACCCCGCCGCCGCCCUGGAGCAGCUGCAGAAGAUGGAGCUGGGCAGGAUGCAGGAGAGGAUGUCUCUGAAACACCAGAACAGUGGCAAGUGGGCCAAGUCAAGAGCAAUCAUGGCAAAAUAUGACAAUGAGGCUCGCAAGGCCAUGCAGCAGCAGCUGGAGGUGAACAAGGAGCUCACUCAGAAGCUGGCUGUUCCUUCAGACAGCGAAGACGAGGAGGGGCCUGAGGAAGAGGCGCCGGCCCUGCCGGAUUUCGUUAACGAGGCUGAGCCGGCAGACGCCACCAACCCCUGGAUGAUGGGCAAGCUGACGGUGGAGGCCCCGGAGCCCGGUGAAGGCAGCGACACCGAACCGCCAGCAGGGGGCUUCCAGGAACAGGAAAAUCCAGAGGAUGGAGCCGAGGAGGAGGAGGUAACGGAAGAGGAGGCACUUCUAAGGCAGUUUGAGGAGCGGCGGAAAUUGCGGCAAACGCAAAACGGCGGCCAGGAUGUUGUGCCAGGGGAAAAAGAAGGGGAGGUAGCAGAAAUUGUGAAUGAAGGAGAUGCAGUUGGGGUGGUGGAGAUUUCUGAUAAUGAUGAUGACGAUGAAGAAGUGGAGGACGAGGUCUCUGAGUUCAACAGCCUCUUUCAGAAGCUGGCUGAAAAGGAGCAGGUAGCUGUAAUAGAAGAGGCGACAACAAACAAUGCUGGAGCAGAGAGCUGUGAAGAGCCUGCCCUGCUGGAGGAAGGGCUCACGCGCCUCAGGUCCUUGGAGGACAUGGACCUCCUCAGCCAGGACGUCUCCAUAGAGACGGGUGAACCAGCAGUGCAGAGCUCUGUGACCGCUGCCUCGGAGGAAACGGCCAUUCCACAGCUCAAGAAGAAGAAGAAAAAUAUGAUCGACUGCAAUGAGGUUUUGACAAAGGAGGCUAAAGUCAUAAAGAUACACAUUGCACCCACAGCCAUUGAGGAGGAAGAAGAGAAUGAAGAGGAGCAGAAAAUGAUCAUUAAGGAAGCCUUUGCUGGGGAUGAUGUGAUCUCUGACUUCCUUAAAGACAAGAAGAAACUGGAAGCGGCAGGAAAGCCGAAGGUGGUAGACCUGACGCUACCUGGCUGGGGGGAGUGGGGUGGCCUUGGUCUCAAGCCCUCCCGCAAAAAACGCAGAAGGUUUUGUGUAAAAGCUGAUCCUCCCCCUCCAAGACGAGACCAAAACCUCCCCAGUGUUAUCAUCUCUGAGAAGAGGAAUUCCUCCAUUGCUAUGCACCAGGUCAGUCAGUUGCCAUUCCCCUUCGAGAGCCCUGAGCAAUUUGAGAGCUGCAUACGAACACCCAUCGGCAAUACCUGGAACACCCAGCGCACUGUCCAGAAGCUGACUGCCCCAAAGGUCAUCACACAGAUGGGUGCCAUCAUUGAACCCAUCACCAAGGAGGACUUUAUGAAGGGCAAGACACUGGCAACCACGCGGAAACAGCCAGAUAUUAGUCUAUCAGCACGCAAAGAGGCACCAAAGAGAGGCAACAAAGGCCCUCAGAAAAAAAGACUAAAGGCUCAAAAAUGCUCCCAGCUGAAGAAGACAAAAAACAAACCAAAAUAGUACCAGCAGGUUAACGCAUCUCUUGGUUAUUCAUCACAAAGACAUACCCCCUCUUCUGUCUGUCAGUAGACUUCCUUCCUCGAUGGUUCAAGCCUGAAAUGGAGAUGAACAAGUAACCAGCUUUUUAAACCUCUGAGAUGAUAAAUCCUAAAUUGUGUUUUAUGUUUACUGGGAGAAUGCUUUCUUUGGAGACCUCAGUGCUGAUUUAUUCUAAAAUAAACACGCUACUUAGUGGUUUAACAUCAAAUAAAGUUUUUGACAAUUGGACAA
Molecule: messenger RNA, 2799 nt
Organism: Conger conger (European conger)
Lineage: Eukaryota; Metazoa; Chordata; Actinopteri; Anguilliformes; Congridae
Exons: 15
Coding region: 88-2529 (813 amino acids)
Biological process (GO): rRNA processing
Cellular component (GO): small-subunit processome; nucleolus
Source: RefSeq, a predicted model, not a curated record